UCAGUCAAUACAGACCUUCAAACAACAAUUAAAAAAAAUCUCAAAAUGUUCAAGUUGGUGGUAUUGUCUGCUCUCCUGGCCGUAGCUGCUGCUCGUCCCAGCCACAUCGAAUCACAUCCAGUGGUGUACUCAGCGCCGUUCGCUUCCGUUGCCGUGCACGAGCCUGUACUGACGAAGGUUGGUUCGGUGGUGAAGAGCAUUCCUACUGCUGUCUCCCAUCAGAGUCAAUCGAUUGUACAUAGCUCUGCUCAUGUUGUCGAGGAUAUUGUUGCACCCGCUGUCAGGACCAGUGUAGUGUCCACGCCAGCGUUAGUGAAGCAUAUUCCUGCUGCUCCUGUCCUGCACUCUGCUGCACUACAUCAUGUCGCUGCUGCUACCCCAUUGUUGCAUCACGUGCCAGUUGCUCACUACGCUGCACCUUUGGCGCACUUGCAUGCUGCUUCGCCUCUCACAUACACUGCCACUGGUUUGUGGUGAACGAUCUGAGUUACGGACGAACUUAGUUGGACUGCCUUAAUUAAUUUUCUUUUAUUUUUUUUUUGUUUGAGUUUAUGUUAUUU
Ceratitis capitata (Mediterranean fruit fly) is the source of this 560-nucleotide messenger RNA. RefSeq lists its product as uncharacterized. The record is from RefSeq and is a predicted model, not a curated record. The coding region runs from base 46 to 477 and encodes 143 amino acids. The transcript has 2 exons. Lineage: Eukaryota; Metazoa; Arthropoda; Insecta; Diptera; Tephritidae.